This is a messenger RNA of Nerophis lumbriciformis (worm pipefish), 360 nucleotides long. NCBI's taxonomy places the organism in Eukaryota, Metazoa, Chordata, Actinopteri, Syngnathiformes, Syngnathidae. The record is from RefSeq and is a predicted model, not a curated record.
AUGUCGGACUCCCUGGCCGCAGUCGCCGAUGUAGAGAUUGAUCCGGAAGGAACCUUCAAGUAUAUUUUGGUCCGAGUGAACGUGAAAGGCGGCGACGUUUGCAAAGACAUUGUCCGCGGUACAAAAAGUGCCGAGUAUCACAAUCAUAUUUUUGAGAAGGUGAAGCCAGCCGUGGAGGCCUUGGGGAUGGAGUGUCAAUGCCUCGGUGGAGGGAAAAUUGAGCACAACAGUCAAGAGAGAAAAAUCAGGGUGUUCGGAGAGUCCACUGGUUUCGGCAAAGCAGAUCAUUCUGUGUCAGCAGAGAAAUUGAAGAGCGUCUUCAGCGACUACGAGAUCACCUGGAGUGAUGACAAAAAAUAA